CAAAAUACACAUUGGACUUGGGAUACAUACCCUACAUUCAUCUUUCUCUCUCACACUCUCUCUUUCUUUUUAGUUUAGGGUUCUCCAACAUUCUAAGCAGGAUAUCAUCUUCAUCUCUGCAAAUCUAAUCCAAUCGUUAAAUACCCACUUUCCAAUCCUCUUUGUUUCAUUGAAGGGGGGGGUGAAAAGGCAAAAGAAUUCAUCAUUGUUGUGUGCUUUGGGUGUAUAUGUAGAGCUCUGUUUCAUCCCCUGUUCAUGGCUGCUGCAGCUACUGCUUCCGAAACCUUUAAAAGAAAAGAGAGUGAUAAUAACAGUAACAACGAAGUUAGCAGGAAAGAGAUAGAGGCCGCCAUUGCCAAGGCCGUGGAGCUUAGAGCUUUACAUGCAGCUUUGAUGCUAGGGAGCAGCCCUGCAAAUCUCAAGUACCCAUCUUUUUCAUCCCCUGUUUCACGCCCUGCUUCUCACUUCUCUGCUCAGGACUACCCUGUUUUCACUCCUAGUUAUGAAGAUGAAGCACUAACUGGCUACCAUACAAAUAACCAAGUAUUAUCUGAAAGUGGCCCCGAAACUGUUUUAUCAGAUUACAAGGAGGAGAUUUGGGGUUCAAGGAAAGUAUUUUCUCCGGCUUUGCCUGCCUUCGAAUCUCAUAUAUGUCCCGCUGAUGAUCAUAAAUCAAUUCCCGAUUCUUGUGCAAACCACAUCACUCUCCUUCGAACAUCACCCGGAUCUACAUUUUACAAGUCCAGUAGGAGCAGGCGAAACAGUUUGGGGGAUUUCAAGUCUCUCUCAACUUGCAAUAGAUGCAAGCCCGCCGUUAUAACCACCGAUUCCGAUACCCUGGUUAGGAACAUCAAGAAUUCCAAUACGGUGGUGCCGCUCACCGACUCCCACUCCUCUGUUCAACCGCAGCCCAAGAACCGAGGGGUGAUUUCAUGGUUAUUCCCUAAGUUGAAGAAGAAACACAAGAACGAGAGUUCGCCAGCUCCAACAGAAUCCGAGGAAGUUUCGCAAAUAUUCAAGGACUUGGGCAUGUUGUCGAUUGAAAAACUGAAGAGAGAGCUGAUGGAAGCACAUGAGAAUAGGGAUGCUGCAUUGAUGGAAGUUGCUGAGAUGAGAUCUUCAUUAGGACAGCUUAACCAGAAGUUGGAGUAUCUAGAAACCUAUUGUGAAGAGCUGAAGAAAGCCUUGGGGCAAGCAACACAAACAAAGGAUUCUCAAAUCAACGAAAAGCUCGGGAAAGGGAAAUCCGUCAACCCGAUGCCAGUGGAUGAAGAGGUAAUGGUAGAGGGUUUCUUGCAGAUAGUAUCCGAAGCAAGAUUGUCAGUGAAACAGUUGUGCAAGGCACUUGUUGCACAAAUGGAAGAGAGUGAUACUACUUUAAUGGACAACUUGAAUUUGGUGCUUCAACCAUAUAAACUUUCAUUGAAUUCCAAGUACUCGAAGACGGUAUUAUACCAUUUGGAAGCAAUCAUAAACCAAUCAUUGUACCAAGAUUUUGAGAAUUGUGUGUUCCAGAAAAACGGGUCCCCAAAGCUGUUGGACCCUCAACAAGAUCGCCAAGCCCAGUUUUCCUCCUAUGUUGCACUUAGAAACCUCAGCUGGAAUGAAGUGGUGAGGAAAGGGACUAAAUAUUACAGUGAAGAAUUCAGUAAGUUCUGUGAUCAGAAGAUGAGUUUAAUCAUUUCAACGUUGAAUUGGACCAGACUCUGGCCUGAACAGCUGCUUCAAGCUUUCUUCGUUGCAGCUAAAUGCAUAUGGUUGCUUCAUUUACUAGCUUUCUCAUUCAGUCCACCAUUAGGGAUUUUAAGGGUUGAAGAAAAUACAACCUUUGAUCCACAGUACAUGGAAGAUAUGUUGAUGGAAAGGCAAAAGUCACAUGGAGGGAGUCGGGUUAAGAUAAUGGUAAUGCCAGGAUUCUAUGUUCAAGGAAGGGUUUUAAGGUGUAAGGUGAUAUGCAGAUAUAAAAUUGUAGCUUAACCAACUUUUGGUUCUUUUCUCAAUUGCUUCUUUUUCAAGGGCUUCGUGUAUCAAAAGUCUGUAACUACCAAAUACGUCUUAAUAAAUAAGGGUGCUAAUAGGCUUUGUUUU
Gossypium raimondii (Peruvian cotton) is the source of this 2088-nucleotide messenger RNA. Its product is annotated as IRK-interacting protein. The transcript is spliced from 2 exons. NCBI's taxonomy places the organism in Eukaryota, Viridiplantae, Streptophyta, Magnoliopsida, Malvales, Malvaceae. The record is from RefSeq and is a predicted model, not a curated record. Bases 256 to 1977 code for a protein of 573 amino acids.